This is a messenger RNA of Kazachstania africana CBS 2517, 2346 nucleotides long. It is a transcript of the gene DNM1, whose product is annotated as dynamin-related GTPase DNM1. Gene Ontology annotation, biological process: mitochondrial fission; peroxisome fission. Gene Ontology annotation, cellular component: membrane; peroxisome; mitochondrion. The coding region runs from base 1 to 2346 and encodes 781 amino acids. Lineage: Eukaryota; Fungi; Ascomycota; Saccharomycetes; Saccharomycetales; Saccharomycetaceae. Gene Ontology annotation, molecular function: GTP binding; GTPase activity; microtubule binding. The record is from RefSeq and is a predicted model, not a curated record. The transcript has a single exon.
AUGAUGGCUAGUUUAGAAGAUCUGAUUCCCACCGUGAACAAGUUACAGGAUGUCAUGUAUGCUUCCGGGAUAGAAACAAUGAAUCUACCCAUUUUAGCCGUAGUAGGGUCACAAUCGUCUGGUAAAUCAUCUAUACUGGAGACAUUAGUCGGUCGAGAUUUCCUUCCUAGAGGUAAUGGGAUCGUGACGAGAAGACCAUUGAUCUUGCAAUUAAUUAAUACGUCCCCAGAAUCGCGGUCUCCUUCAAUAACACCACCUCUAUCCAAGAGUAACUCGUCCAGGAGCGAUGAUAGUGAUGAAUUUGUAGAUCCCAAGGAGGAUUUUACAUCUCAGCUUAAAAACAGACCAAAUUACAGGAACAAUACAAUCAGAUCAGAAGAAUGGGGCGUCUUUUUACAUAAACCUGAUGAAAAAUUUUAUGAUUUCCAAGAAAUUCGUAAGGAAAUCGAAUUAGAAACUGUUAGAAUUGCUGGUAAGAAUAAAGGAAUCAGCAAGAUUCCAAUAAGCCUCAAAAUUUAUUCUCCUUACGUGUUGAACCUGACUUUGGUCGAUCUACCAGGGAUUACGAAAGUUCCAAUAGGCGAACAGCCUCAUGAUAUCGAAAAGCAAAUAAACAAUCUGAUAUUAGAUUAUGUUGCCACCCCAAAUUGCCUGAUCCUUGCGGUUUCUCCAGCUAAUAUUGAUAUAGCCAAUUCAGAAUCAUUAAAAUUAGCAAAGGAAGUAGAUCCUCAUGGCGCAAGAACGAUUGGUGUUCUUACAAAAUUGGAUUUAAUGGAUUCAGGAACAAAUGCAAUUGAUAUAUUGAUGGGGAAAGUUUAUCCAUUAAAAUUAGGUUUUAUUGGUGUAGUAAAUCGUUCGCAGCAAGAUAUCCAAGAAAAUGUAACAGUGAAAGAAGCAUUAGACAAUGAAGAUGCUUUCUUCAAAAGACAUCCAAUGUAUAGGAGAAUUGCAAGCCGCUGUGGCACUCGUUACUUAGCAAAACUGUUGAAUAAGACCUUGAUGAACCAUAUUAGGGACAAAUUGCCCGAUAUCAAAGUCAGAUUGAAUAGUUUGAUAAACCAAAUGGAGAAACGGCUGCUAUCGUUUGGUGAUCCUUCAAUGUUCGAUGGAUAUGAGAACAAAUCCGGCCUUGUGUUGCAACUAAUCAAUACUUUCGCCACCAAUUUCAUCGCUUCCAUCGAUGGUACAUCCUCUAAUAUUAAUACAAAGGAAUUAUGUGGAGGUGCAAGAAUUUACUAUAUCUAUAACAAUAUUUUUGGUCGUACUUUGAAGUCUGUUGAUCCUACCGCAAAUUUAUCGAAGAAUGACAUACGGACCGCCAUAAGAAAUAGUACAGGUCCUAGAGCAACUUUAUUUGUACCAGAAUUGGCGUUCGAUCUUUUAGUAAAACCACAAAUUAAGCUACUGCUAGAGCCUUCCCAACAUUGUAUCGAGUUAGUCUUUGAAGAACUAAUAAAAAUUUGCAAUAAAUCUGGCUCUUACGAGCUAUCCAGAUAUCCUAACUUAAAAAAUAUUCUGAUUGAUGUGGUUAGUGAACUGUUACGUGAAAGACUUGAGCCAACACAUUCAUAUGUUGAAAGUCUGAUCUCAAUUCAUACCGCUUACAUAAAUACGAACCAUCCAAGAUUCUUAGGCGCAACUGAGGUAAUGUCUGAUAUUUUAAAUGAAAGAGACAGGAAAAAGAAUGAAUCAAUGAAGAAGCCGAUGGCAUUGAAUGAUAUUUCACAGAAUUACAAAAAUGCGGACUCGAUAAGUGUUAGCUCUAUACCGCUCACCAAAAAUGAUAUACCCAAUGGCGGCAACAAUCUAAAUAUAAUGAUUGAUGAAGCUCUCUCAAAGUCAACAAGUAAUCUCGAUCUGAAUGGUAACAAUAUCCACAACACUGAAAAAGAAUCCUUUUUGAACUAUUUUUUUGGUCAAGAUAGAGAUCGUCUUUUGAAUAAUGCAACAAAUUCGAAGAUUCCUGAAUAUAAGAAUAUCGAUAGUUCUAUUAUGAAUGAUUUCAGUGCACCUAAUGUUGUGCAAAAUGAUACGAUUAUGGAACCUGAUGUAACUUUGAGUGAACGAGAGGAGCUAGAAUGCGAAUUAAUUAAAAGAUUAAUAGUAUCCUAUUUUGGUAUCGUCCGAGAAAUGAUUGAAGAUCAGGUUCCAAAGGCUAUUAUGUGUCUGCUUGUAAAUUUCUGCAAGGAAAAUGUUCAAAAUAGACUGGUUAAAGAACUAUACAAAGAAUCGAUGAUGAAUGAAUUACUGAAAGAAGAUGAUACAUUAGUUCAGGAACGUUUUAAUUGCGAACAACUUCUAAAUACCUACAAGAAAGCAUCUUCAAUUAUUAAUAACAUUCUAUAA